Molecule: messenger RNA, 1032 nt
Organism: Diceros bicornis minor
Lineage: Eukaryota; Metazoa; Chordata; Mammalia; Perissodactyla; Rhinocerotidae
Product: myelin and lymphocyte protein
Exons: 4
Coding region: 76-537 (153 amino acids)
Biological process (GO): myelination
Cellular component (GO): membrane
Molecular function (GO): structural constituent of myelin sheath
Source: RefSeq, a predicted model, not a curated record
UCCGCCGAGCAAGCGAGAGGUCAGCCGGGAGGCGAGCCGCGCGUCCUGUCCCCAGGCCGACGCCAGCACGCCGGCAUGGCCCCCACAGCGGCAUCGAGUGGCAGCACCCUGCCCAGCGGCUUCGCUGUCUUCACCACCUUCCCCGACUUGCUGUUCAUCUUUGAGUUUGUCUUUGGGGGCCUGGUGUGGAUCCUCAUCGCCUCAUCCCUGGUGCCCUUCCCCCUUGCCCAGGGCUGGGUGAUGUUCGUGUCUGUGUUCUGUUUCAUCAGCACCACUGCCCUGCUCUUCCUCUACAUAAUUGGCGCCCAUGGUGGGGAGACUUCCUGGAUCGCCCUGGAUGCAGCCUACCACUGUACUGCUGCCCUGUUUUACCUCAGCGCCUCUGUCCUGGAAGCUUUGACCACCAUUUUCAUGAGAAAUGGCAUCACAUACAAACAUUACCAUGAAAACAUCUCUGCUGUGGUGUUUUCCUAUGUAGCCACUUUGCUGUACGUGGUCCAUGCUGUAUUUUCUUUGAUCAGAUGGAAGUCUUCAUAAAGCAAUAGAGCAACUUUAGCUGAAAACCCAGACGAUGGUAACUGAUCAGCCUACCUUCCAGCAUAACUUUUUAGAAUGCAGAAAUGCUCUCAAUGGUGGGAAAAAGAAACCAAAAACAAAAAAGCAACGCUCUGUUUCUCGUGGGUGUUAUGUUGACUCUCCCGUGUCCCCUCCUGUCGGGGUUGGGGGCUUGCUGCAUUUAACCUCCAACUACUGAGCUGUCUUUCAGGGUCAUUUCCUAUUUGUGAUGGGGUGGUGGGGUGAGAAGUGGGGACUGUGACCUGAGAGACCACGAAACAAAGAUCCCCUGCUGAUCCCUGGACCGGAUCUUGAGAACUCUCUACUGGAAUUUUCCACAGGCUCUUUUGAGUAGCCAUCUCAUGUUUUAAGUCUUCAUGGAUAUUCUACAUGUUAUAAGGAUAAAACUCACCCAACAAAUAUUUGCAGAUGUCUGUGGUAGAAGAUGACAAACCUUUGAACUACUUUAUAAAGUGC